Messenger RNA from Hyaloperonospora brassicae, 486 nucleotides. NCBI's taxonomy places the organism in Eukaryota, Oomycota, Peronosporomycetes, Peronosporales, Peronosporaceae. The record is from the annotation of a GenBank genome assembly.
AUGAGGUGGCAGACUGCGACCAAAAUCGUGCUCUGGCUGCCUGUUGGCGUGACGGUCAACGCGCUGGGCGUGAGUCUCGCGAGCGUCAAAGGCCGAUCCAUGCAGCCCGCACUGAACGACGGACUGUCUCAAGACGCCGUGCGCGACCGCGUGCUGCUCGACAAGUUCUCGGUGCAGAUACGUCAUCGCUACAGGAGGGGCGACGUCGUUGUACUCGCAUCCCCCGAAGCUCCGGGGCAGUUUCUGACCAAGCGACUCGUGGGACUCGAAGGAGAUGUGGUGACGGACCGCAGGGGCCGCUACUGUCUGGUGCCCCCGGGUCGGUGCUGGGUCGAGGGCGACAACCCGACGUGCAGUGACGACAGCAACGCGUUCGGACCUGUGCCGCUGGCGCUCAUUGACUCGCGCGUACUGGCAGUCGUAUGGCCAUGGAAGGAGGUGAAGGUCGUGCGUCGAAAGCUGCUGCCGGACCGCGUGGAUGUGUAG